CAGCAUUGUGUUUCAUUGCAUAGGUCAUGCGGCUGGGGUGAGAGCAGUUGGCUUUCGUUAUUAGGCUGAUUACAAGACAAAAAUCUGAGAAGCUGGAGAUUUUAACAAAGGCUUUAUGAGGUUGUGUGUGAGAUCUCUGGGAACAAUCGUGAGCAGAAUGCAUAGACACGCAACAAGAGAGACCUUCCUCGUCCUCUUCCUCAUCAUCAGCAUGACAUGGCCCAUACAUUCAGAGAUCUCCAACUGCGUCAUCAAACGUGAGGAGGAGAGAUGCUUGGAGCUAAUUGCCCUGCAUGACCCUAAUGAUGACGGAAAGUUUGAGUGUCCGUGGGAGUGGGACAAUCUGACCUGCUGGGAGGCGACCAGUGUCGGCAAGGUCGUGGAGGUCAACUGUCCCGAGCUCUUCGAUUUCAUGAGUCCAGAGGAAG
Carassius auratus (goldfish) is the source of this 428-nucleotide messenger RNA. RefSeq names its product pituitary adenylate cyclase-activating polypeptide type I receptor-like. Gene Ontology annotation, molecular function: peptide hormone binding; G protein-coupled peptide receptor activity. The transcript is spliced from 4 exons. Gene Ontology annotation, cellular component: plasma membrane. The annotation marks the transcript as partial. Gene Ontology annotation, biological process: adenylate cyclase-modulating G protein-coupled receptor signaling pathway. NCBI's taxonomy places the organism in Eukaryota, Metazoa, Chordata, Actinopteri, Cypriniformes, Cyprinidae. The record is from RefSeq and is a predicted model, not a curated record.